This is a messenger RNA of Trichophyton rubrum CBS 118892, 3234 nucleotides long. RefSeq lists its product as uncharacterized. NCBI's taxonomy places the organism in Eukaryota, Fungi, Ascomycota, Eurotiomycetes, Onygenales, Arthrodermataceae. The transcript has a single exon. The record is from RefSeq and is a predicted model, not a curated record. The coding region runs from base 1 to 3234 and encodes 1077 amino acids.
AUGGGAGAAGCUAUAGAACCCCACGAGCGAGCUCGAGCCCAAGCCCAAGCCCAAGCCCAGAAACGAUCCUCCUCACAAGCAUCUACCUCAUCGAUACGCAGCCAGAGAGGCAAAACAGUCCGUUCGAAACCUAUCAAACGUCUGAGCACAUGUUCGUCAACGCAUACGGCCACAGAUCUUACCUCGUUCCCUUCUCUGUCUCCGGAUAGGUCACCGGAAGGAUUUUUUGGUGAGCCAGCGUUGAACCAUGCUCUAAGUCGGGCGUUGCUCGCCGGGAAUAAUGACAAAGAACCGGACGUUGAGCGUGGGAGGAAGGCAACUCUGGAAGGACUCACUACAACCUUACCCCAACUCUCCGGUAGAGCUGCAUUGUUCAGUGACUCAGCACCCACGCUGGAUGUCCCCGGAGCACUUCACCUGGCUAGUGAUGACCAUAUCGAACGACUAAUAGCUCGGACCGGAGCCGUGAGGUUGAUACGGCAGUUUGCAAGAGACCUCGCGUUGCGCGAUGCGGAAGUAUCGGCGUUACGGCUGCGUGCUGAUGACCGGGAACGAGAGUUGAAGAAGAUGUUACGUGAAGUUGAAGUGUCGAAUCGUGAUAUUGAACGUCGACUCUAUCUGCUCGAAAACGCACCGGAUGGUUCCAUAAAUACCUCAAAAACCGACUCUACAGAGCCGUCUUCAGGGCAGAGAAGCUUGACAUCCUCUAUUGAUAAUAUGAUGAAUCAGGCAAUGUUGGAAGGCGUAGGGUCCCACCGAGAUGACCUAGAGGCCACCAUCAGACCCCAUCGCACCGACAGUGAACCUAAGUCUGGUAACUCAAGUGCAGGAUCGUCUAAGAAGCCUACGAAUACUACCGGACGGGGUUGGCAGGACUAUAUUUGGGGCACGUCAACCGCCAGCCGGAGACAAAGCAGAGCAAAUAGUGUCGGGAGUGAGGCUGGUGAUGGACUUCGAAUCCCAACAUCAACAUCAAACCGACGCAAAGCACUCGAUGGCCAGCUCUUCCAACCCCCGGGCGCUGCCGUAGACACUACUAGCGUUACUACCGACGGGACAACAGCAUACAAAACUGGUGAUGGUGACGAUCGAAGCAUCAUCUCUCAGCGCUCUAAUUACUCAGUAGCUUCCUGGACUGUCAAACUUUUUGCUGGGAAGGGAAAAGAUAAUCAAGAUACAGCUCGAAGCCGAGCAUCAUCAAGAAAUCCUGAGUUUAGGCAGAGCAACCCGUCCACUGCGCCUCGGGCAUCCACUCCUGCCGGAUCUGCUUUAGCUGCAUUAGCCAGGAUAAACGGUGCCACUGGCGUACAACAAUUGUCUGCUCGGUCGUCUGCCUCGUCGACUAUGCGUAGUUCGACUAUGAACAACGCAACGAAGCCGCGUCGGCUGAGAGUUCAAAGCACUUCUGGUGCAGGAACCCCCGGAAGUGCUCACCCUGACAGUGAGGCAACCAACCUGGGUCCUGUUGAGAUGGAUGCAAUUCUACCAAUGGAAUCUCGCCCUCCUACGCUUGCCUAUAUCCAUGGAGAGUACAAUCCGGGCGAUCUGCUCACUGAUCGGUUUGGCUUCAUCUACGAUCAACGGAGAAAUCGCCGCCAAAGAGAGGCAAAUGAGAACCGGCCUUCUGAGGAGCUUCCCAGCUCGGGCUGCCCUGCAGAGAUAGAUAACUCAGGUGAAGACAGUAGUGGUUCUGGACUUGGAAGAUGGCAAGACUAUCUAAAGACCGCGACAAGGCCCACAGAACUUUUGUCACAUACUCCUGCAGCUGGACCUGUUGUCUCAGUGGAACAAAUUACCCAACCCAAACCACGCGUAUCUUCUGUUGCAGUUGGGAAGAGCGGCCCGGUUCCCAUGUCGAAUAGCUCUGCACAACCAUCUGCGUCCACAUCUACGGUCAUCUCAAACCGUGCUGAGUUUGCGGGUGCAGAGGCUCGACCCCGUGAAACCUCCAUAUCCGAACAGCAACCUGUAAAACUGCUUCUGCAACGUUUGACAGAAUUGCAUGAUGCAUCGCAGCAAGAACGAACCGUAAAAUGGAACGAAUUUAUGCGGAAAGUGCGUGCCGAAAGACGAAAGGAAGGCGAAGCCACUGCUGCACUGACCCUGCCUGAUCGAUCGAAGACUUCUCGUGAUAUGCCUGAGGUAGCGCUGGCAGAUGGCGAGGUCAUCGGAAUUGCCGGCCUGGGGAAUAAGGGAAAAAUUGGUCGCGCUAAAUGGAGAGAGUUUAGAAACCUUGUCCUGGGUGGCAUCCCAGUUGCAUACCGUGCUAAGAUCUGGUCUGAGUGCAGUGGUGCCUCAACCCUCCGAGUGCCAGGAUAUUAUGACGACCUUGUUAACGGCCACAUAACUACUCAAGCUGAUCCCGGAGCAACUGCCCAAAUUGCCAUGGACAUUCACCGCACCCUGACAGAUAAUAUAUUCUUCCGCAAGGGGCCGGGAGUCGCAAGAUUGAAUGAAGUCCUUCUGGCUUACUCUCGCCGCAAUCCAGACGUCGGAUACUGUCAAGGCAUGAAUCUCAUUGCCGGUUCGCUUCUUUUAAUUCUUCCCACCGCAGAAGAUGCAUUCUGGGUCCUGGCGUCGAUCAUUGAAAAUAUCCUUCCUCCUCACUACUAUGAUCAUGGCCUUGUGGCGUCGCGGGCAGAUCAGCAAGUUCUGUGCCAGUACGUCUCCGAGCUGCUACCAAAUCUAUGGGCGCAUUUCGAAAACCUAGGUAUCGAGCUCGAAGCUUUAACUUUCCAGUGGUUCCUUUCGAUCUUCACUGAUUGCUUAUCAGCAGAAGCCCUCUACCGUGUAUGGGAUGUUGUCUUCUGUCUAAACGCCCCCACUACCUUUUCGUCUGUGGCUUCAACGUCGGCCCAGGAACCUGCCGAAACUGGUACAAGUGGCUCUACUACUUCAAAGGCUGCCUCAUCUAUUUCGACCGUCGACGGAGACGUUACCAGUACGAACAGCGAUGGAGGGGGAAGCACAUUCUUCUUCCAAGUUGCCUUGGCGCUUCUCAAACUCAACGAGCAGCAACUCCUGACUACUUGCUCAACGCCAGCUUCUGUUUAUUCAUACCUCAACCACCAAAUGACUAAUCAUGCAAUUAGUAUUGACGGCCUUAUUCAGGCUAGUGAAGCAUUGCGGAACGUCGUUAAAAGGGAAGAUGUACUCAAUAGGCGCUCCGCUGCAAUGGAAGCAAUGGCUGCAUCUUCAGCUCCUUCCCAUAUACCUCAACCAACCCCUGCAUAA